GUGCCGGGGUUACAGUAACUGAUUCAACUGGUAUCUGCGCUGAUGUUAUUUCGCAAUAUUUCACAACUGUGGAGGUGAAAUACUAGAUUUUCCACACGGCGACUGGCAAGGUUAAUCGCAUUUUGAUAUUUUAUUAACGUCUCUGAAAUAACAUAGGACGAAUUACUGGAAAAUGUUAACUUUGAGAUAGCUGCCUAUCCUUGUGCUGGCAUCACGUGUAUUAUAUUGAUGAGAGAAAGGGGGCGGAUCGGGCAACGUCAUUACAAGGGAUCGCACAUCAAUUACUGGAAGGUUAGUAAAUAGUAUUCACGGAGCGGGGCCGGAUUCCUCGUCUCACCAUACCUGCUGGCGUUGGAGCCUUUGGGAUUUCGACUUUUUGCAGUGUGAAGAAUGGAAACAACUGAUGGGUCAGUCGGUGACAAAUUAACCAGCGCCGCAGCCAAGGGAGACUCGAAAGAAGUUAAUAGUUUGCUGGAAAACGGGGUGCAAGCAGACGCGAUCAAUAAGUUUGGCAGAACUGCUCUCCAGGUCAUGCAGAUGGGCCAUUCUAUAAUAGCCAAAUCGUUGCUAAAAGCAGGAGCUAAACCAAACCAACAAGAUCAUGGGGGAUUCACGCCAGCUCAUGAUGCGGCCAGGGAAGGCUUUCUGGACACUUUGAAAACCUUGGUGGACUUUGGAGCUAAUGUUAAUAUUGAAAAUUCUGAGGGCAAUCUACCCAUCCAUCUUGCUGCACAAGAAGGUCACACCGACGUGGUUACAUUUUUGGCAAAGGAAUCAAACCUCACAUUUAAAAACGAAAAUGGACAGACUCCAUAUGAGCUAGCCCAGAUAUACAAGAGGACAGAGACUAUGCAAUGGAUGGAACAAAAUUUAUAGGAAAAACAAAAUAAGCAAGAGCAACCUUGUCAUAUUUAUUUUAUUUGUUGGCCACCACAGACAUGAGUUCACUGAUUUUCAUUAUUUGAAAUUCCAUUUUUUUAAUACUUGUGGAGAGAGGAUGUUGUUGCAUUCAUGCCUUUUUAAAAUGAUUCCAUGUCAUCAUGCUAAAUUUUAUUUGUUGUAAAUCAGUAUUAAUAUAGAAUCAGGUAAACUUUGUUGAUGUUGUCUUUAAUCAUAUGAUAAAGUUUAUUAAUGUCAAGGUUUAACAUGGCUAGUGUAGCUUUUGACUUAAAACAAUCAAGCUAAUGGGGAAUAAUUUAUGAUGGUUGCAGUAGGCAGAUUAUGCAAAUGUCCUCUGCCUUCCUUCAGCUGUUGAAGGUUGGUCUCUUUGGAACAUUGUGGUUUUCAUAUUUUCAUAAAUGAUCACGUUUCUACAUUGUUUUAAACGCUGAACACUGUGUUUGUUUCAUUUAUGUAGCUUUAAUAUUCAUUGGAUGGCCAUUGAAGUAUUGCUUGAUAUCAUGAGUGAAUGCAGAGAAAUGUAGUUGUUAAACAUUAUUUAAUGUACUUAUUUUUGUUUAAUGAAAAUUAAAUUAUAAGCUUUCUAUUUACUCAAUGUAAAUAUUGCAUUGCUUUCAUGGCCUUGAAUUGUAUCAAGUAUUGUCUUCAUAAGUUAUAAAAGAUUAAACCGCUCUUUCGUUCCAAUAAAUACUUGUGAGUGUAAAGGUUAUGUAUUUUUAAUGUUGUGAAUGGAGUACCAUUACCUGAAUUAAUUUAUUUAAUUACUGUGACAGAUAACAUAAAGCAUUAAAAUUUAAUGAGACCUUGCUUCCUCUACAAAUCCAUAUGUAGCGGGACAUACAUGCAAUAAAAUGAUUUAUAAAAGUUCUGAAUAAGUUAGUAGAGGUUGUCUUUGAAAAGGAUUUACGUAUGGAAUAAAAACAUUUUGAUUGACUUUUGGUAA
Amblyraja radiata (thorny skate) is the source of this 1843-nucleotide messenger RNA. RefSeq names its product cyclin-dependent kinase inhibitor 2C (p18, inhibits CDK4) (gene cdkn2c). The record is from RefSeq and is a predicted model, not a curated record. Gene Ontology annotation, cellular component: nucleus. The transcript is spliced from 2 exons. NCBI's taxonomy places the organism in Eukaryota, Metazoa, Chordata, Chondrichthyes, Rajiformes, Rajidae. The coding region runs from base 391 to 876 and encodes 161 amino acids. Gene Ontology annotation, molecular function: protein binding.